AUGGUAACACCUGUUGGUAAAUAUACUCGUAACAAUUCAUGUGAUAGCAGCCUUGACAAUGAUGACGACGAUGAUGAUAAUAAUGAAGAUGAACUCAGUUUAAGCUCUGAAGAUGAUCAAAAGUCGAAUAAUGUAUUAGAUAAAAAGAAUAAUACGCAAUCAAUAUGGUUUCGUGCUCAAAAACGACUUGUAGGUCGUGUCAUGCGAAAUGGACAAUCAAUUAAAUCUAUCAUUGGUAAUCGAGCUUACAAGGCAUUAACUGCUUUAUAUGCUUUGAUGAAAUUAUAUAUUAAACCUGAAAGUGAAGUGAAACAAUUAUACAAGUCAUUAGUUAAAACAAUUGGCAAAAUUGGAGUUAUCUCACAACAACGUAGUUUAUCUGAAGAAGAUUAUACAAAUAUACAUGAGAUUAAAGAGAAAAGUCGUACAAUUGGUUUAACACUGAUAAGUUUUGCUCAAACAGAUUAUACUUAUAAUUAUGCUUUUCUUAAAGAACAAUUAGAUGGCUGUAAAGAUAGUAUUUGUCAAGCUGUAACACCAUAUCUAAGUCAAAAGUCUAUUGAACGGAUUAAAUACUUUUUCAAUGUACUUAGUUCAAAUGAUUUUUUAGACGCUGUAUACAAUCAAUCAGCGAAUGAAUCUCAAAAAGCUGAAUUACGUAAUUUAGUGAAUCAUUUAAAUCUUUUAAUUAGUCAAAUGAAGUAA
Messenger RNA from Trichobilharzia regenti, 705 nucleotides. Lineage: Eukaryota; Metazoa; Platyhelminthes; Trematoda; Strigeidida; Schistosomatidae. The record is from the annotation of a GenBank genome assembly.